Molecule: messenger RNA, 1208 nt
Organism: Halichondria panicea
Lineage: Eukaryota; Metazoa; Porifera; Demospongiae; Suberitida; Halichondriidae
Product: 2'-5'-oligoadenylate synthase-like protein 2
Exons: 7
Coding region: 110-1036 (308 amino acids)
Biological process (GO): regulation of ribonuclease activity
Cellular component (GO): membrane; nucleoplasm; cytosol
Molecular function (GO): 2'-5'-oligoadenylate synthetase activity; double-stranded RNA binding
Source: RefSeq, a predicted model, not a curated record
ACUUCUAAAAUUAGGUACUACCCCCUAACUGCAUGGCCUCAACAGUUUGUAUUUUAUAAAGACUUGGAGCCUGCAUACAUAGAUCUUUCUAUAUCAUAGCAUAUCUGAAAUGGCUCAUAAAGUGACUAAAGUACUCACUAUAGAGGAAGCAAAAGUUAAAGUAGACAAACUUGUCACUGAAUUCCAGCAUGGAGAUAUCGGCCUAACUGUGAAUGAGGUGAUCAAGGCUGGCUCUCUGGGACAUGGCACUGCAGUUCCAGGAAAGUUUGACUUGGACUUAGUCAUCUACUCUUCAGAUGUAGAUGCAAGAGAAAUAAAAAACACCAGGGCAAAAAGACAGCGCACAACUUCUGGAGAUAUAGACACGGGCUAUGGGAAGUAUUUAGACAAACUGAGGAUCUUCUUAGGCAGUGUGCCGGGGGUGACGCUCAGCAAAACCAAACCACAUGCAGUGAAUUUCUACUACUAUGGAAUUGAAGUGGAUCUGCUGGUUAGCCCAAACUGGCCAAAUCUAGAUGCACUCUGGACGUUUCUCCAAGAUGUUGACCGAGAACACCUUUUCGAUUUCUCAGUGAAUGCCUCGAAGUGGCAGGUGCAAUUUUUCAGUGAGGUUCCAAGUCAGGCUAAAGAGUUUAUCAAGCGUGCUAAGGCUUGGAGGAACAAAACAUGGUCACACAGUAAUGUGGGAAAACCAACAUCUUAUCUCAUCUCUCUUCUCGUAUUGAAGGCAUACGAAAAUGCACGAGGGCGUGGUGUCAGCACAUCAAGCACCUCAUUAAUUGCUAGAGAGACAAAAGUUGAGCUAAAGAAGAUUGUUAGGGAUCACACAACUGUUAAUAUGCACUGGAAGAGGUACUACACUUAUAGUGUAUCUACUCUCUAUCCACGACUAUAUAUACCAAGUGAAAGAGAACCAAGAAUUCUCGAUCCGGCAAACCCUACGAACAACGUGUAUAAAACUGGAAUAAAUGGGAACUGGACACAGCUGGUCACUAACAUUGACACUAUCGAUCUCACAAAAGCUGUGGAAUAUUAAAGUCUUAAAUGAGCAUGCAUGUAUAGGUGUAAUACUGAUCAUUAGCUAAUGGUUAGCAGUUCAUGCAUGUAGUACUAGAAACUGGCAACUGAAAACUUUACUAGGAAUUAAUACUAUAAUGUUUGUCAUGUUCAUGAUGGUUAACCUCAAAACAAUUAAUAUUCUGAAGGAA